Messenger RNA from Neurospora crassa OR74A, 1029 nucleotides. RefSeq lists its product as hypothetical. Bases 317 to 742 code for a protein of 141 amino acids. The transcript has a single exon. Lineage: Eukaryota; Fungi; Ascomycota; Sordariomycetes; Sordariales; Sordariaceae. Gene Ontology annotation, cellular component: membrane. The record is from RefSeq and is a predicted model, not a curated record.
CGGAAGUGAUGGGAAUUUUCCGGUCUGGUGACUGGUGAUCUCACGGUUCCUUCCAUCAUGACGGAAAAUGAAGUGGUUCCAUUGAACGACAACGGAUCCAAUUCUUGCCGGGGAGGUAGAAAUAGGUCAACCCCCCAUUCACGGCAUGUUGACCGAACCGAAACCACAACACCAACAUCAAUCUUCAUCUACCUAAUUUUUUUCCACCGCGCCAUCCUGAUUGCGUGAACUGAAGUCACCUCAAUACCUCUUAAUAUUCACAUUCUCAGAGAACUGAAUCGAGCUCCCUACGAAACCCCACAUCCAAGCCUUCAAGAUGCAAAACUCAAUGUCACAAGCAUACGCGGCACCUCCCUCGAUCCCCAACACGUCGACAGAAAAGCCCCAUUAUGAUGCCCCUACUGCUGCCACUGCGGGCACAACAUACCCUCAAGCCGAUCCCACAACUGGUGCAACCGCCGCCGCCGGCACAACACCAGCUACCAACCGCCCGACCACAGCAAGCACCUAUGGCAACGAAAAGUCGGUAGCCACCACCCCCGCCGUCACUAAGACACGCUUCGGCGCUUCCGACAUCAUCCUCUUCAUUCUCGCCAUUUUCAUUCCGCCCCUGGCUGUCUUCUUGGACCGCGGCUUCAAGGUUGACUUUUGGAUCAACAUCCUCCUUACCAUCCUGGCCUGGUUCCCUGGCGUCAUCCAUGCCUGGUAUGUCCUCUUCAGGCAUCCCACCGGCAGGGACUAGAGGACCAAUCCGGAGAGGAAGUCAAUAGUGCAAUCGCAGACACGCUUGGCUGCCCGGCAUCCAGUUGAGCCUUGGGAGAGUUGAACGUCUACGUACUUGAGUUAAUCGAGCACUACAAAAUUGGGGGAGAUGGAGGAACAUGGUGCAUAAUUGGAUAUUGCAAGAGCAUGGCAGAGUCACACGAUACCCCUACGCUGUAUUUUUUAUCAUUGCCGGUUUGGUAUUUGAGCAAAAAUACAGUUUUAUCCUACGCACACAAACUCGUCAAACCUGAUUGUCUGUCCGCG